AUGAAUAUCCGCUGUGCUAAACCUGAUGAUUUGAUGAGUAUGCAGCACUGCAACUUGCUCUGCCUACCUGAAAAUUACCAAAUGAAAUAUUACUUUUAUCAUGGGCUCACCUGGCCGCAGCUUAGUUAUGUAGCUGAAGAUGAUAAAGGUAAUAUUGUAGGAUAUGUGCUGGCCAAAAUGGAGGAACCUGAACCUGGUGAAGAAAGUAAACAUGGCCAUAUUACAUCAUUGGCCGUGAAAAGAUCAUACCGUCGACUGGGAUUAGCACAAAAGCUGAUGAAUCAAGCCUCGCAAGCCAUGGUAGAGUGUUUCGAUGCGCAAUACGUAUCUUUGCAUGUGCGUAAAAGCAACCGCGCCGCUCUCAAUCUAUACACAGAUUCGUUGAAAUUUAAGAUAAUUGAAAUCGAACCGAAAUAUUAUGCUGAUGGCGAAGACGCAUAUGCGAUGCGUCGUGAUCUGAGUGAAUUUUCAAAAAAGGAAAAUUCUGAGGAGUCGGCACAUGAUUCGAAAGCUAUUACAGCGGACGGUGGCGAAAAAGACAAGAUCAACUAUAGGCAAGCAAUAUCGCAUGAUCACAGCGGUCAUGAUGGACAUUGUUGUUAAAUCAACGGGAUGUUAGAAUUUAAGGUGCUCGUAUGCAAUUUGGGUAUAAUUUUGUAUUUAUAUAUUUUUCGGAAAUUUUAAUAUCUCUAAAUAAAUUUGUAUAAUCCUCUUGGAUUUAUAAAUAUAAAAUAUGAUUAAUAUGAAAUGUA
Molecule: messenger RNA, 752 nt
Organism: Zeugodacus cucurbitae (melon fly)
Lineage: Eukaryota; Metazoa; Arthropoda; Insecta; Diptera; Tephritidae
Gene: vnc
Product: N-alpha-acetyltransferase daf-31
Exons: 1
Coding region: 1-603 (200 amino acids)
Biological process (GO): N-terminal peptidyl-glutamic acid acetylation
Cellular component (GO): NatA complex
Molecular function (GO): protein N-terminal-serine acetyltransferase activity; protein-N-terminal-glutamate acetyltransferase activity
Source: RefSeq, a predicted model, not a curated record